AUGGCUUCAAUUUUAGUCACCAAAAUAGCCACAGGCACCACCGACGAACAAAUUGUUAAAUUCUUCUCUUUCUGUGGUAAAGUCAAGGCGUCCUCCUUUGAACAGGACACCACCCACAGGACCGCAUAUAUCGAAUUUGAGAGGGAAUCUGCUGCACGCACCGCUCUCCUUCUCAACGGCGGUAAUCUUGAGGGCUCUCUUAUUGAAGUUAGUUCCAACGACGUCGACAAUGGCGUUGCUGGGCCUCCUCCUGGCUCCACUGCAAACACUACCACACACUCUCCUCCACCCUCUACUGAGCACGUUGUCCAAGAAGAUAAACCACGCACUGCCAUUCUUGCUCAAUACCUCGCCCACGGCUACCACAUCGGAGACGAAGCCAUCCAGAAAGCCAUCGAUCUCGAUUCAAAGCACGGCAUUUCUAACAGAUUCAUUACCUACCUCCACCAAUUCGACGAGGGUGCCGGUAAGCGCACGGGCAACGCCGACCUCCCCCUAUCGUCGCAGCUCUACGAGAAAGCACAGGGUCUAUUCGGCAAGGCGAAGGAAAUUGACACGCAGAAGGGCAUCUCAGAAAAGAGCACUGGUUGGUUCGGUCCUUACUACCAGAAAGCCCUCAAUUCCCCCUACGCGGCUAAGGUGCAGUCCUUCUACACUAACGCUCAUAAGCAGGUUUUAGACGUACACGAGGAAGCUCUGCGUAUUGCUGCGCAAAAGAAGGAUACCUUUGUCAAUAACGGCGGCGAUGUUAACGCUACUUCUAUCGCUAAAGCCCCGGCUGAUACUGAUGAGAAGAAGCCGGCGUAG
Molecule: messenger RNA, 807 nt
Organism: Wallemia ichthyophaga EXF-994
Lineage: Eukaryota; Fungi; Basidiomycota; Wallemiomycetes; Wallemiales; Wallemiaceae
Product: Protein vip1
Exons: 1
Coding region: 1-807 (268 amino acids)
Molecular function (GO): RNA binding
Source: RefSeq, a predicted model, not a curated record